GCGGGCGGCAGGAAGGGCCAAGGGCUCCAGCGAGCGCACCGCCUUCACCCAGACCCUCCGGGUGGGAGGUCAGGAGCGCGGCGGGCGGGCGGGCAGGGAGCGGCCCUCCGAGCCUCCGCUCCACCUCCAGGCUCCACUCCCCUGGCUGCGAACCGAGCCCUGUGCCCCAUGGCCGGCCCAGCUACCAUGGCCCAUUACAAGGCUGAGCAGGAUGACUGGCUGGUUGUCUACCUGAAGUAUUUACUCUUUAUCUUCAACUUCUUCUUCUGGGUGGGGGGGGCCGCCGUCCUGGCCGUGGGCGUCUGGACGCUGGUGGAGAAGAGCGGCUACCUCAGCGUCCUGGCCUCCAGCACCUUCGCCGCCUCCGCCUACAUCCUCAUCUUCGCGGGCGGCCUUGUCAUGGUGACCGGCUGCCUGGGCUUCGGUGCCGUCAUCCGGGAGGACAGGAGCUGCCUCUCCACGUAUUUCUGCCUGUUGCUGGUGAUCUUCCUCGUGGAGCUGGUGGCGGGGGUCCUGGCCCAUGUGUACUACCAGAGGCUGAGCAAUGAACUGAAGCAGCACAUGACCCGGACGCUGUCUGAGAACUAUGGGCAGCCUGGAGCCAUGGAGAUCACCACCUCCGUCGACCGUCUGCAGCAGGAGUUCAAGUGCUGCGGAAGCAACAGCUCUGCCGACUGGCAGCACAGCGCCUACAUCCUGUCCCAGGAGGCCGAGGGCCGCCGGGUGCCGGACAGCUGCUGCAAGACGGUGGUAGCGCGCUGCGGCCAGAGGGCCCACCCCUCCAACAUCUACAAGGUGGAGGGAGGCUGCAUCACCAAACUGGAACAGUUCCUGGCCAACCACCUGCUGCUCAUGGGAGCAGUGGGCAUCGGGGUGGCCUGCCUGCAGAGACAGGAAGGAAAAUGCCUGGGGCCGGGGGGCCCACUUGAACUUGUAAGGAACAGAGACCUGAGAGGAGUGUGAGUGUGGGCUCAGACCUGCGGAAUGGUUCUCACCUGCUGCUUGCAUCGGAGGCUCCAGCUGCAUGUUCACUAACGGCCCAUCCUGUCCCCCUCCAACCGCCCCCCACAAGGACAGGGGUCCAAAUCCCAUCUGCCAGACCCGCGGAGCCAGCAUAGCUCAUCUAGAAACUCCCAGAAAGUCCGCAUCCCUAGUGCCCACCCUUCAGACCCACCAAGUGCUCAAGACCACGGCUCCUGCGGUUCCCACCAGACGAUGGGAACCCUCCUCUUCUGAGUGCUCACUGCCAGCCCAGGCGGGGACCGGCCCUGCCAGGGGCAGACAGGAGGCUCCCAAGGACCACAGGAAGGUGAGAGAGUUGGACUCUGCUCCCUCCCAGCUCCUGAAAGGACAUUGAAGGACUACAAACCUUGACUCCUCUGGACCAGGCGUUCAGCGUGACCCCGACGGGUGCUGAGCAGCCCUCCUCUCGCCUCUGCCAAGGUUUGGGGGCCUUGCUCUGGCCUCUCGGAGCUGCAUCACGGUGGGCAGUUAGGGGUAUCUCUGCUCCCAGAAGGCCCAGGCCUCUGAUCUGCCCACCCCAAGGCCUUCUCACGGGAGAGGAGUGUCCCCAUGGCCUGGCUCCUUCCUGCAGGGCCUGGGAGUGGAGAGAAUGAGGUGAGGCCUCCGGAAGCUGGAUGCGGGCAGUGGUAGAGGGUGGGGCUUCGGGCGGGGAGCGAGGGGCCUGGGGGCGUAGAGAAGGCAGGCGGGGAGUUGGCCCUACCUGCAUGUGCGGCAGCAGGAGCCUGCACCGCCUGGAGGCCUUCCCCAGGAGAGCCCCAGCCCCCAGGAAUCUCCUGUGUAGGGCCUGAUUCUCAGAACGGCCAGGGUUUUCAACCUUCGGCGGUUAACGUGGGCGAGUGUAAAACUCCUCCCGACUGGACCCAAUCGCAGAGCCUGGAACGCUGGAGCCCCUGAAAAGGUAAAGCUCCAAGUCGAGGGGUGCUCUGCCCUGAACCUCACUUGCCCUGUGUCAGCUCCCUGACCACGGGGCCUCGCUCUGCUCCCGGAGCGAGCAGUCCCUCCCUCCAGUCCCGCCUGGCUGUCUGAAUUGGGCAGGGGAUGCUCAGGAAGAACUUCCCGAUACUGAGGGAGAACAGAAAGCAAAGCCUAGAAAUGCAGUGCAGAUGC
Molecule: messenger RNA, 2130 nt
Organism: Myotis daubentonii (Daubenton's bat)
Lineage: Eukaryota; Metazoa; Chordata; Mammalia; Chiroptera; Vespertilionidae
Gene: TSPAN11
Product: tetraspanin 11
Cellular component (GO): plasma membrane
Source: RefSeq, a predicted model, not a curated record